This is a messenger RNA of Piliocolobus tephrosceles (Ugandan red Colobus), 4058 nucleotides long. It is a transcript of the gene NOL6, whose product is annotated as nucleolar protein 6. Gene Ontology annotation, biological process: tRNA export from nucleus; rRNA processing. The record is from RefSeq and is a predicted model, not a curated record. Gene Ontology annotation, cellular component: CURI complex; small-subunit processome; UTP-C complex. NCBI's taxonomy places the organism in Eukaryota, Metazoa, Chordata, Mammalia, Primates, Cercopithecidae. The coding region runs from base 115 to 3555 and encodes 1146 amino acids. The transcript has 26 exons.
AAUUGGGGUGGGCUGGACUUGGGCCUGGAAUUCGGCAUUUCCGCCCACGUGGGAAGCCAUGCCGUGUAGACCCGGCUAGAAUCUGAAGUGCGGGAGAGUCCUGGACCCCGAGUGAUGGGGCCGGCGCCAGCUGGAGAGCAGCUGUGCGGAGCGAUUGUAGAGCCAGAGGUGAUGGAACCAGCCCUGGAAGGCACAGGCAAAGAGAGGAAGAAGGCAUCCUCUAGGAAGCGUACAUUGGCUGAGCCUCCAGCGAAGGGCCUCCUGCAGCCAGUGAAGCUCAGCCGGGCAGAACUCUACAAGGAGCCUACCAAUGAGGAGCUUAAUCACCUUCGGGAGACUGAGAUCUUGUUCCACUCCAGCUUGCUUCGUUUACAGGUAGAGGAGCUACUAAAGGAAGUAAGGCUGUCAGAGAAGAAGAAGGAUCGGAUUGAUGCCUUCCUACGGGAGGUCAACCAGCGGGUUGUGAGGGUGCCCUCAGUCCCUGAGACAGAGCUCACUGACCAGGCAUGGCUCCCAGCUGGGGUUCGAGUGCCCCUCCACCAAGUGCCCUAUGCCGUGAAGGGCUGUUUCCGCUUCCUGCCCCCAGCCCAGGUUACUGUUGUGGGCAGCUACCUUCUGGGCACCUGCAUCCGGCCAGACAUCAAUGUGGAUGUGGCACUGACCAUGCCCAGGGAAAUCCUACAGGACAAGGACGGGCUGAACCAGCGCUACUUCCGCAAGCGUGCCCUCUACCUGGCCCACUUGGCUCACCACCUGGCCCAGGACCCCCUCUUUGGCAGUGUUUGCUUCUCCUACACAAAUGGCUGCCACCUGAAACCCUCACUGUUGCUGCGGCCACGUGGGAAGGAUGAGCGCCUGGUCACUGUACGUCUGCAUCCGUGCCCUCCACCUGAUUUCUUCCGCCUGUGCCGCUUGCUGCCAACCAAGAACAAUGUGCGCUCUGCCUGGUACCGAGGGCAGAGUCCUGCAGGGGAUGGUAGCCCAGAGCCCCCUACCCCCCACUACAAUACAUGGGUCCUUCAGGAUACAGCUCUCGAGUCCCAUUUGCAGCUCCUGUCAACCAUGCUGGGUUCAGCCCAGGGCCUGAAGGAUGGCGUGGCACUUCUGAAGGUCUGGCUGCGGCAGCGGGAGCUGGACAAGGGCCAGGGCGGGUUUACUGGGUUCCUUGUCUCCAUGCUGGUUGUCUUCCUUGUGUCUACACGCAAGAUCCAUACCACCAUGAGUGGCUACCAGGUCCUGAGAAGCGUCUUGCAGUUUCUGGCCACUACAGACCUGACAGUCAACGGGAUAAGUUUAUGUCUCAGCUCAGAUCCCUCUUUGCCGGCCCUGGCUGACUUUCACCAGGCCUUCUCCGUUGUCUUCCUGGACUCCUCAGGCCAUCUCAACCUCUGUGCUGAUGUCACUGCCUCUACUUACCACCAGGUGCAGUAUGAGGCACGGCUGUCUAUGACGUUGCUGGACAGCAGAGCUGACGACGGGUUCCACCUGCUGUUGAUGACUCCCAAACCCAUGAUCCGGGCUUUCGACCACGUCCUGCAUCUCCAUCCACUGAGUCGCCUGCAGGCAGCGUGCCACCGGCUGAAGCUCUGGCCAGAGCUGCAGGACAAUGGGGGGGACUAUGUCUCAGCUGCUUUGGGCCCCCUGACCACCCUCCUGGAGCAGGGCCUGGGGACUCGGCUGAAACUCCUGGCUCACUCUCGACCUCCAGUCCCAGAGUGGGGCAUCAGCCAAGAUCCACCAAAGCACAAAGACUCUGGGACCCUGACCCUGGGACUCCUUCUACGGCCUGAGGGACUCACCAGCGUCCUUGAGCUGGGUCCAGAGGCAGACCAGCCUGAGGCUGCUAAAUUCCGCCAGUUCUGGGGAUUCCGCUCGGAGCUUCGGCGUUUCCAGGACGGAGCCAUUCGGGAAGCUGUGGUCUGGGAGGCAGCCUCUAUGUCCCAGAAGCGCCUUAUUCCCCACCAGGUGGUCACUCACCUCUUGGCACUCCAUACCGACAUCCCAGAAACCUGUGUCCACUAUGUGGGGGGCCCCCUGGAUGCACUUAUCCAAGGCCUGAAAGAGACCUCCAGCACAGGCGAGGAGGCCCUGGCAGUGGCGGUAUGUUGCUAUGACGACCUCAGUCGCCUACUGUGGGGGCUAGAGGGUCUCCCACUGACCGUGUCGGCUGUUCAGGGAGCUCACCCAGUGCUGCGCUACACAGAGGUGUUCCCACCAACUCCAGUCCGACCAGCCUCCUCCUUCUAUGAGCCUCUGCGGGAGCGUUCCUCACUGCUGCCCCGGCUCGAUAAGCCCUGUCCAGCGUAUGUGGAGCCCAUGACCGUGGUCUGUCACCUGGAGGGCAGUGGCCAGUGGCCACAGGACGCUGAGGCCGUGCGGCGGGUCCGAGCUGCCUUCCAGCUGCGCCUAGCAGAGCUGUUGACACAACAGCAUGGUCUGCAGUGCCGUGCCACUGCCACACACACAGAUGUCCUCAAGGAUGGAUUUGUGUUUCGGAUUUGCGUGGCCUAUCAGCGGGAGCCCCAGAUCCUGAAGGAGGUGCAGAGCCCAGAGGGGAUGAUCUCACUGAGGGACACACCUGCCUCCCUCCGCCUUGAGAGAGACACAAGGCAGUUGCCACUGCUCACUAGUGCCCUGCAUGGACUGCAGCAGCAGCACCCAGCCUUCUCUGGUGUGGCACGGCUGGCCAAGCGGUGGGUGCGUGCCCAGCUUCUUGGUGAGGGUUUCACUGAUGAGAGCCUGGAUCUGGUGGCCGCUGCCCUUUUCCUGCACCCUGAGCCCUUCACCCCUCCCAGUUCCCCCCAGGUUGGCUUCCUUCGAUUCCUUUACUUGGUAUCAACGUUUGAUUGGAAGAAUAACCCCCUCAUUGUCAACCUCAACAAUGAGCUCACUGCGGAGGAGCAGGUGGAGAUCCGCAGUGGCUUUCUGGCAGCUCGGGCACAACUCCCCGUCAUGGUCAUUGUUACCCCCCAAGACCGAAAGUACUCUGUGUGGACACAGGAUGGACCCUCAGCCCAGAUCCUGCAGCAGCUUGUGGUCCUGGCAGCUGAAGCCCUGCCCAUGUUAGAGAAGCAGCUCAUGGAUCCCCGGGGGCCUGGGGACAUCAGGACAGUGUUCCGGCCACCCUUGGACAUUUACGAUGUGCUGAUUCGCCUGUCUCCUCGCCAUAUCCCGCGGCACCGCCAGGCCGUGGACUCGCCAGCUGCCUCCUUCUGUCGGGGCCUGCUCAGCCAGCCGGGGCCCUCAUCCCUGAUGCCUGUGCUGGGCUACGAUCCUCCUCAGCUCUAUCUGAUGCAGCUCAGGGAGGCCUUUGGGGAUCUGGCCCUUUUCUUCUAUGACCAGCAUGGUGGAGAGGUGAUUGGUGUCCUCUGGAAGCCCACCAGUUUCCAGCCCCAACCCUUCAAGGCCUCCAGCACAAAGGGGCGCAUGGUGAUGUCUCGAGGUGGGGAGCUGGUAAUGGUGCCCAAUGUAGAAGCAAUCCUGGAGGACUUUGCUGUGCUGGGUGAAGGCCUGGUGCAGACUGUGGAGGCCCGAAGUGAGAGGUGGACUGUGUGAUCCCAGCCCUGGAGCAAGCUGUAGAUGGACAGCAGGACAUUCGACCUCUAGAGCAUAAUGUCAGUGGGAUGACCUCCACUCUGCUUGGACAUGAAUCCCCCAUGGAGGGCCUGCUGGCUGAACACGCUGAAUCAUCUCCAACAAAGCCCAGCCCCAACUUUCUCUCUGAUGCUCCAGCUUUGGGGCAGGGGCAUGGUGGCCCGUGUGGUCUCCUGGGCCUGACCGUCCCAGAAGAGGAGUGGGAGCCAGCUCAGAGAAGGAACUGAACCCAGGAGAUCCAUCCAGCUAUUAGCCCUGGGCCUGGAUCUUCCCCCAAUUUCCCACUCCUUUCUUAGUCUUCUUCCAGAAACAGAGAAGGGGAUGUGUGCCUGGGAGAGGCUGUGUCUCCUUCCUACUGUCAGGACCUGUGCCUAGACUUAGCAUGCCCUUCAAAGAGUCACAUCACCAAUGCUGAGCAGUGGAAAGGGGCUAUAUGUGUAUGAAUAGACCACAUUGAAGGAGCA